UUCCGUGCUGUACGCUGCUUCAAGAUGGACAGUAAUACCACCUUUGUCGAAUAUGACCCUCGACCCUAUAUCGUCGCUUUGCGAUAUGUAGUUAGUAUUGUUGGCGUUCUGGCAAACUUUCUGGUCGCAUUCGUGUUUUUGUACAAUAACAUUCACAAGAAAUCUAUAACACGCUUGUUGAUACUCCAUCAGUCAAUAAUUGAUCUCUUUGGCUGCUUUUUCUUUCCUGUAGUGUACAAUUCUACCAUCCAUAGUGACAUCAGGGGAUCAAUUCUUUGUCGAUGUCGUACCAUAUUUUUCUACUUCCUGUCAGCUUCCACCCAGAAUCUUCUUAUUUUGACCAUUGAACGCUACAUUGCAGUUGUUCAUCCUAGAAAAUAUUUUCGAAAUAGUCAGAGCCCAGUAAAACGUAGAAUAAUUCUGGCAAUUCCGCAUGUUAUUACAUUUCUUACUGGGAUCCAGCUUACCAUUUUCGCAGAUUUUGUUGCCGAACAUCCGGGUACUUGUGAAUAUUCAUAUCCAGUAGAGGCGAUAGCUAAGUGGUCUGCUGGCAUAAUUUUUCUAACAUUUUGGCUGAUCCCGGUUGUGGCUAUGUCAUAUUGUUAUAUCCGUAUUUUGCACACUUUAAAAGAGAGAUCCAAGAAUGCUAGCCUACCAACAAGGGAAAAUAAAUAUGGCACUCACAGGCGCCGUGAUAUGGCGGAAAGGAAUGUUAUCACUACGCUAUUACUGAUCUUCAUGGCGUUCAUAAUAACAUUAACCCCCAACGUUGUAUACUAUUCAAUUCACUCAGUGUGCAACUGUUUGGAGUUCGAAACAUCGGUGAUACAUGACAUCACAGUUCUUCUCAAUGCACUGAAUCUGACAAUAAAUCCAUUUAUAUAUGCAUUUAAGUUCAGAGACUUUAAAGUCGGCUUUAAAGUUAUCGUCAGAAGAAUCAGAAGUCGGACACUGUUUUCAAGCUCUGAUGACGUCAAUAUGACGUCAAUCAACCACGGCAUUAGCAUAACAAACGAUAAUGGCUGAAUAUUAUCAAUAAUACUGUCAUCAUGGGCAUAUCUAUUUUUAGUUUAUAAAUUUCGUACAUUUCAUUAAUGCAGCCCAGACUUAGUACCGGUUGUCGCUAUGUUCAAAUUUUAUUAAAAGCUGAUAAUUGACUUUAAAAAAAACAAGCGGUUAAAAAACAGUUCGCCCUCUAAUUAAAGAUCCCUCCUAAAGCCCACCUCUAAUCAAAUAUCAUUUUUUUUUGGUCCCACAUUCACAAAUGUUUUUUUUUAAUCUUUAUUAUUCUAGACCAAACCUGCUUAGACCAUAAAAGUGAUCCUUAAUUGAAGGGAGGCCUGUAUUAUAUUUUGCUAAACGUUUUAACCGAAUCAGAUUUAAAAAAAUCUAUUUCAACUUUUUGUUCAACAUGAAUAAAAUAAAUAGAAUUUAAAAAAUUGUUAAGAAACUAUUAUAAUUGGAACGGAUAUCAAAGAGGUUGACACUGUAGUAAGCAUGGCAGUUUAUGAUACAUUUCCAAAGUAGGCCUAAUCUUAUCACACACAAAUCAUCCUCUUCAUCAGUAUAUUAAAAUUAGUAAAGCAGGUCGCAUAACAAUGAUAUCCACGAUGGAAGACAGAAAGAAUUAGAAAAUUAUUUUUUCCAUUUCCAUGAGACAAUGAUGAAUGUUGAAGAGGUAAAAUUUAUAGAUAUUUUAAAACGACUUCAGCAAAAUACUGCUUUUAAUUUU
This is a messenger RNA of Anneissia japonica, 1732 nucleotides long. Its product is annotated as somatostatin receptor type 1-like. The record is from RefSeq and is a predicted model, not a curated record. The transcript is spliced from 2 exons. Gene Ontology annotation, molecular function: G protein-coupled receptor activity. NCBI's taxonomy places the organism in Eukaryota, Metazoa, Echinodermata, Crinoidea, Comatulida, Comatulidae. The coding region runs from base 25 to 1026 and encodes 333 amino acids. Gene Ontology annotation, cellular component: membrane. Gene Ontology annotation, biological process: G protein-coupled receptor signaling pathway.